Molecule: messenger RNA, 1064 nt
Organism: Uloborus diversus
Lineage: Eukaryota; Metazoa; Arthropoda; Arachnida; Araneae; Uloboridae
Product: syntaxin-7-like
Exons: 10
Coding region: 80-928 (282 amino acids)
Biological process (GO): vesicle fusion; intracellular protein transport; vesicle-mediated transport
Cellular component (GO): membrane; endomembrane system; SNARE complex
Molecular function (GO): SNAP receptor activity; SNARE binding
Source: RefSeq, a predicted model, not a curated record
AAAGAUGUGUGUUUUCCUGUAAUUUUUCUGUUUUGUUUCAUUUGUUGAUGUUUUAUUCUGGUGUUUGUGGGUCGUGAAAAUGUCGUUCGGAAGAUCGAAUAAUUUUCCUGAUUAUGGUGCAACAAACUCGAUGCUCGGAGGUCGAAGUAAUCCCGGACCCCAGCCGAACUCCAAUUUUGACAUUGCAACAUACCAUCAAUUGUGUGAUAACAUAAGCUGUAAUAUAUUUUCCAUAAACAACAAUGUCACUGCCCUUGAAAAAGCAUCAAAAGAAAUCGGUACUCAAGCUGAUAGUCCAUUACUUAGGAAUAAAAUACACUCCACCCAGCAAAAUACAAAAAACUUGGUGAGCAAUACCACAAAAUUUUUGAAAGAGCUAACAGUUAUUGUUACAAAAGGAGGAAGGGAGCAUAGGCUACAGUCCGAGAGAGUCAGAAAUGAAUUCCAUGCAACAGUGCAGAGAUAUGAUACUCUGCAAAAGCAAUUAGGACCGAAAAUGAAGCGAGCAGAGCUGCCAUUGCCAUCUUCUAGCAAAAAUAUUUGGGCUUUAGAAGAAGAGGAAGAGCAGCAAUCAUUGCUUGAUGCUGACCGUGUUCAGCAGCAGCAAAAGAUGGAAGAGGAGUUAGAGUUUGAGAAGGACUUACUUUUAGAAAGAGAACAAAGGAUUCGACAGAUUGAAUCUGACAUGCUUGAUGUUAAUCAAGUAUUCAAAGAUCUCGCUGCUAUGGUUCAUGAACAAGGAGAUACCAUUGGUAGCAUAGAGCAGAACAUAACUUCUGCUGCAUAUAAUGUCGAAGAAGGAGCACAACAGCUCUCAAAAGCCAGUAGUUAUCAGAGAGCGUAUCGAACAAAGCUGUGUUGUUUGGUUGUCAUAUUAGUUGUUGUAGCAGCUGUCAUUGCAUUAGUGAUUUAUCUUUCUGUUAAUUGAUGUCUAGACUUUUUUUAAAAAUUACCAGGAUUCAUACUGAUUCCAUAUUAAUUUUGGACCGUUCUUAUUUUUAUUUGAAUCCUCCCGAAAUCUAAAAUUUUUCAUUACAUGUCUGUUUUUUAAAAACUUUUUUAUA